AUGCGAUACAUCCAUGGGACAGUCAAAUGUGGGGAGGAGAAGCCUCACUGCAGUCGAUGCACCCGCUUGGGCGUGAAAUGUCCCGGUUACGCCCAGUCUCUGCGCUGGGUGACCAAGUAUCCAUCCGCUCCUGAGGAAUACGAUAGCAAUGCUCAACUGAAUAGGUCACCGCUGGGCUCCGAUCAUUCGCCAGCUCCGGGACCGUCGACCGCCUCCCCCCGACCAUCGCAAUUCCCCGAUGCCGUAGUGGAGUCCCCAUUGGUCAAGGGCGAUGCGAGCCAGACAACCACACACGAGAAUCCGGAUCCAAAGGGAUUGGGAUUAGACGAAAGCAAUGCAUUGAGUGACAGUUUAUGGGGUCUCCCAGAACCGGGUUCUCUCCCAGAAUUAGCAGAUUUGGGGCCCUCACCAUCUUCAGCAUCAGCCUCGGUGGUUGGACACGAGCGAGCGAGCUCGAUAUUUGAUCUUGAUACCCCAAAUGAACCGGGAAACCCAUUGAAUUUGUUUUCUGCGAGAGCGCCUGAAUCUCACCAUGAGCUGCCCAAUUUUUUCGGCUUCUCUCCAUCGGCCAUCGUGCGGAAAUACCCUCCAUCAAACUCACAGCCACCCCAGCGCGACCUCACGUCAAUCCCACCGCCAUUGAAUAACCCGUCCUGGACCCUCAUUGAGUACUAUUUUAAAGAGGUAGCAGCUUUAUUCUCAAGCUAUGACAGUCAAAUGAACCCUUUUCGGUCGACUGUGUCCCGCCUUUGGGGCUCCUCGUUGGCCAUGUGUAAGACCAUGCAGAGUAUGGCAGCGGCCACGCUGGUGAAUGAUUUCCCGCAGUUUGGCCCAUUGGGACGUAAGCUACGUAAUGAGGCUGUCGAUAUCAUUGCAAAAGAGACUGUCUUAGAUGAUAAGUCCGUAUUGGCUUUACUCAUGCUCGGCCAGACGGCCAGCUGGCACGAUUCCAAAGAUCUAGGGAUCUCAUUCUUCAAUCUACUGCGGAAUCACCUUGAGACCAAGCCCUUGGAGAUCGCCAACUCAGAGCGUGGCAAUAAUCAUCAGUUCUUCCAGGAGGCUCUGGUAUACUGGGAAAUGCUCCUGUCGUUUGUUGCAGAUGACACAGCAGUCCUAUCCGGCAAUACAGCUGCAGACCCAGGCGGGCCGCUGGUCUUGCAGCGGAUACCACAUCCAUGGACUGGAAUCGCCCGCGAUACCCAGUUUACUGUGCAGGAAGUAGGAAGAGUCGUGCGUUGCGAGAGAAAACGCAUCCGUGCCAGAGCAUUUACCUCGCAGGCUGAUAUCGCCCAGGCCCAGAAAGCCAUUGAGAAAGCGCGAGAAUUAGAAGAACGACUCCUCGAAUUGGCACAUCCGGCUGAAGCCGAAAUAGUUAGCCCCGGAGAUGACGAGACUCCGGUGUGGCACCUGUUAACCAUGGCGGAGGUGUAUCGCUGUACAGGCCUCAUGCAAUUGUAUCGCGUCUUCCCAGACCUCCUUUACCGUCGACUAGGCUCGCAGCACCCUUCUUCCCAAUCCUACAAUCAACAACCAAGUGCAACCCCCCGCGAUCCAUUCCUAUCCGUAGACACGGCCCCAGACCUGAUCAACUCAGCCUGGUUCGAGCCUAUGUAUCUGCGACCCGAAAGCAACCAGCCAGACGACCCGAAAACUCUCCCAGACACCUACUACGACAGCUGGCUAACAGAGUUCGCUCUGACCACUCUCUCCCGUCUAAAGACAAUCCCCAUUGAAUCUCGCACCCGAUGUCUCCAGCCGUUCUUGCUCGUCGCCUCCAGCAGCGAGCUCCGCCUCCCCCGCUCAGAAGUUUCACUCGACAGCAGCGGGCCAAAUAUCUCCUCGCAUGCCAUCGAAGUAUCUCGUACGCGUCAGUUCGUCCUCGGACGACUCACUUCGUUUCAGCAUGUGCUCCCCCCGAAACCGAUCGAUGUCUGCUUGCAACUCGUGAAGGAAGUCUGGAAACGGAUGGACGCAGGGGAGUCAAAUCUGUACUGGAUGGAUGUGAUGAUCGAGAAAGGUUGGGAGACGACAAUGGGCUAA
Aspergillus bombycis is the source of this 2040-nucleotide messenger RNA. RefSeq lists its product as uncharacterized. Gene Ontology annotation, molecular function: DNA-binding transcription factor activity, RNA polymerase II-specific; zinc ion binding; transcription cis-regulatory region binding. The coding region runs from base 1 to 2040 and encodes 679 amino acids. Gene Ontology annotation, cellular component: nucleus. Lineage: Eukaryota; Fungi; Ascomycota; Eurotiomycetes; Eurotiales; Aspergillaceae. The transcript has 2 exons. The record is from RefSeq and is a predicted model, not a curated record. Gene Ontology annotation, biological process: positive regulation of transcription by RNA polymerase II.